Molecule: messenger RNA, 1770 nt
Organism: Ilex paraguariensis (yerba mate)
Lineage: Eukaryota; Viridiplantae; Streptophyta; Magnoliopsida; Aquifoliales; Aquifoliaceae
Source: the annotation of a GenBank genome assembly
AGGUAAACAGCAAUGGCUCAAGAAGCAGGUAUGUUCACGGUUCAGCAAACCAUUGGCAGUGUUUUGUGCUGCAAAUGUGGUGUUCCGAUGGCACCAAAUGCUGCCAAUAUGUGUGUGAAAUGUCUGCGUUCUGAAAUUGAUAUCACAGAAGGUUUGCAGAAGCAUGUUAUCAUCAUUCACUGCCCCGAAUGUGAUACCUAUUUGCAGCCACCAAGAACUUGGAUCAAAGCCAAACUAGAAUCAAAGGAGCUGUUGACAUUUUGUGUGAAGAGAUUGAAGAAUUUGAAUAAAAUCCAUUUAGUACAUGCGGAAUUUAUAUGGACCGAACCUCACUCAAAGAGGAUCAAAGUUAGGCUGAGAGUUCAAAAGGAGGUGCUUAAUGGGGCAAUACUAGAACAAGCUUAUACUGUUGAGUAUGUAGUGCAAGACCAAAUGUGUGAAUCUUGUACUAGGGUUCAAGCCAACCCUGACCAAUGGGUGGCUGCAGUGCAACUACGUCAGCACGUUUCUCACCGGCGAACUUUCUUCUAUUUAGAACAACUUAUUCUUAAGCAUGAUGCCGCUGUCCGUGCCAUAAGAAUCAAGCAGAUGGAUCAGGGAGUUGAUUUCUUUUUUGCUAAUCGGAGUCAUGCUGUGAAGUUUGUAGAGUUCCUGGGUAAAGUUGCUCCAAUUAAGAGUCGUCAUGACAAACAACUUGUAUCGCAUGAUACCAAGAGCAAUAAUUACAAUUAUAAGUACACCUUUUCUGUUGAAAUCUGCCCAAUUUGUCGUGAGGAUCUGAUUUGUCUACCUCCAAAGGUUGCAGUUAGUUUGGGAAAUCUUGGUCCACUUGUGAUCUGCACGAAGGUGAGUAACACCAUUGCUUUGCUGGACAUUUUUACUCUGAGACACUGUUUCAUGGAUGCUGACCAAUAUUGGAGGACAGCUUUUAAGUCCCUGCUUUCGAGUAGGCAGAUUAUGGAAUAUAUCGUGUUAGAUGUGGAGCCUGUUUCUUCUGAAAUAAAUGUUGGUGGUUCAAAGUAUGUUUUAGCCGAUGCCCAAGUAGCUCGUGUAGCAGAUUUUGGGAAGAAUGAUACACUGUUUACCGUAAGAACACAUUUAGGUCAUAUUUUAAAUCCUGGGGAUUAUGCUAUUGGUUAUGACUUAUAUAGGGCUAACAGCAAUGAUAUUGAAUUGGACAAGUACAAAGGUCUUGUUAUUCCAGAUGUGAUUCUAAUAAAGAAGAGCUAUGAAGAGAAGCGCCAGAAGAAGCGGGGGAAACCGCGUGCAUGGAAGCUUAAAUCUCUUAACAUGGAAGUCGAGGACUCUGCUAAAGCUACUGAUGAAGAGAAGAGGAGCUCAGAAUACGAACAGUUCUUGAGAGACUUGGAGGAGAACCCUGACAUGAGGUUCAAUAUAUCCUUGUACCAGAAUAAAGAAUACCAACCAUCAGAAAUGGCCUCCAUGACUGACGAGGAGGAUGUUCCUUCGAUACCUUUAGAGGAGUUGCUUGCAGAUCUUGAUCUAAGUGAGGAGGAAGCUCAGAAUGAUAGCAUGAACGAGUAAAUUGACGUGGUAUAUUUUUUUUUUCUGUUCAUUGUGGGGGAAGUAUUGUCAAAUCAAUAGUUUAGAUGUUUCAAUAUGAUUACUAGUUCCUUGUUUUCUCUGUUAUAGAAGUUUGAUAGAAAUUUGAUGGAAAGUUGUGUUACUCUACUAGCUCCUCCAACUAUGCGAUUGUCUUUUUGUUUGUCUCAAAAUCUAGCGGCGCGAGGAUAUUUUUUGUUAAAAUUG